Pseudogymnoascus verrucosus is the source of this 1576-nucleotide messenger RNA. RefSeq lists its product as uncharacterized. The transcript has 3 exons. NCBI's taxonomy places the organism in Eukaryota, Fungi, Ascomycota, Leotiomycetes, Thelebolales, Thelebolaceae. Bases 344 to 1294 code for a protein of 316 amino acids. The record is from RefSeq and is a predicted model, not a curated record.
CAACGCGAUAAUAUUUAUAUUGUCAAAUACCAUUGCCUUCCAGACUAUUAUAAUGCUGUAGUAUGGAGCAAUGGGAAAGUAGGUCCUUAAGAGAAACUUUAAGCUGCUCCUCAAUCCUUCUUCUCCCACUCGUGAUAAUUACGUCCUGAUGACUCGAUACGAAUUAUCAAUUCCUCAAUCACGGCCGCAUCGUGGUUUCCACUUUUCACAUUUGCCCCUUCAACGCCCUUCAUCCCCCUCCCUCCCACAUUUUUCUCCUCCCAGAAACAUCAUAAACAUCAUAAACUCCGCAUAUCUUCCAUCUACUUCUUGACGUUCAAAAACGAAACAAAUCUCAGGGAACAUGGCCGCACUACCAGAAAGUCUCUCUCCAAAGAGACCUGCAGACCUUCUUCUACCGCAGCCACCAAAAGAAGUGCAAAUCCUCGUCAUUAAUCCAAACUCAAAUAGAGAUAUGUCUGUCGGUAUUGGCAAACUAAUCAAGGGUCAAGCCUAUCCUCCGGAGCAUACCAAACUCAUAACCUUUACCGCCUCAUCUGGCCCCACCAGCAUUGAUAAUGAGGUAGAUGCCCUCGCCAGCACCAAGGUCAUAUCCUAUGAUAUCGCACAAGCUACUCCUUACUUCGCCGCCAGGGAUGCCUUCAUCGUUGCUUGUUUCAGCCCUCAUCCUCUCGUUUCCGUACUCCGCAACCACCCUUCCCUCUAUCGGAAACCCGUGAUCGGCAUUUUCGAAGCAAGCAUCAGUUUAUCGCUCAGCAUGCUCCCCCUUUCGGUUCCAGAAGAGUAUGUCGACCUGCCAGCUACUGCCGAUCCGCAGCCCCCGGCACGAAAGUUCACAGGCACCAAAUUCGGCAUCGUGACGACAGGCGCGGCAUGGGUACCCAUCCUUACAGCAGGCGUUAACGACUAUCUCGGUUUGCCAGCCAGCGAGACUUCCCAAUCGGCGAGGUUCAAGGGAGUGGCGAGCACAGGGCUCACUGCGGAGCAGUUGCACACCACUCCACAAGAGGAAGUGAGGGAGAGGGUGGUCAAGGCCACAAGGCAGCUAGUUGCGGAUGGCGAUGUGGCUGUUGUAGUAUUAGGCUGUGCUGGCAUGGCUGGCAUGGACAAGUGGGUUGAGGAUGCAUGUGUGGAAGAACUCGGACGUCGAGCUGCAAGCCUGGUGAGGGUCGUGGACGGGAUUAAAGCUGGAGUUGCACUGGCUGUGGAAGAGGCCAGGCAUAUGAAGCAAUUGGCGUACCGAGAAGCACCUGCAGCUGAUGAUGCCACCGUUAUAGAGGCGGAGGCGUAUUGAGUAAUGGCGAGAGCCAAUGUCGAGAGAGCGAGGCUAGAUUAUCUGUGCUGCCUAGAAGGUUGAAGAGGGACUGUGGAUAGAAGUAGAGGUUAUAGCAGCUAUAAUUAAAAUAAAGGCAUUCAAUUACUGUGGCUAUGAUCGUCACAUUAAUUGUUCGGAAAUACAGAUCAAGAGAUGAUUACUAUUGUCUAAAACUGCUGGCAUCGAUCCUUAACUAUCCACAGUACAGUACAGUACCGUUCCUAUGGAGACUUUGGACAGCACGAGUAGCGACAUGCGAAG